CAUCCUUGCCUCAAAAUGUACAAGACAUGCAGAGCCCUAACAGUCUUUGACGAGAAGGCUGGCAAAAUGUUCUUGAGUGUGCUUUGUAUUUUUGUGCUCUCCUUAGCGGGAUGUCAAGCUCAAUGGAAUGUGGGAAUUGGUAUUGCCGACACCACCGGACCGGCUUCAGAGAUCGGAAUGAUGGGAUUUGCCAAGGCCGGACAAAACACCGCUGGAAUUCACACUCGCCUAUUUUCCCGAGCUUACAUCUUUGAUGACGGCGUGAAACGCGGAGUGUUCGUGUCAGUGGACAUGGGAAUGAUGGGACAGCUGCUGAAGCUGGAGUUGGUGGAAAAACUUCAAGAGGAAUUUGGCGAUGUGUACAACCACGAAAAUGUGGUGGUCUCUGGUACACACACGCAUUCAGGUCCAGCUGGCUAUCUUCAGUUCGUUAUUUUCGACGUGACCUGCUUGGGUUUUUAUGAGCAGGGUUACCAAGUUCUCUUGGAUGGAAUUCUCGAGUCCAUUCGAAGAGCGCAUGGGAACAUGAAACCCGCCCGAGUGUUUUACGUUCAAGAUGAGCUCCAUGAGGCUAAUAUCAAUCGGUCACCAACUUCGUACUUGGUUAAUCCAGAGGCGGAGAGAGCUCUUUACGACUACGACACCGAUCACCUCUUCACGCAAUUGAACAUUGUCGAUGCGACUACUGACGAGCCUCUGGGUCUCAUCAAUUGGUUUGCCGUUCAUCCCGUGUCCAUGAAUAACAGCAAUCACAUGAUCUCCGGCGACAACAAAGGGGCGGCCAGCCAAUUCAUGGAGCGCGAGAUCAAUGGCAAGGACACCCUAAUUGGACAAGGGUCGUUUGUGGCCGCAUUUGCCGCUACGAACUUGGGAGAUACCUCGCCCAAUCUGAACGGGCCGAAAUGUCGCGACACUGGCCUUCCCUGCGAUACCGAGCACUCUACAUGCGACGGCCGAAAUUGGGAAUGUAUCGCCAUGGGACCCGGUGAGGACAUGUUUGAGUCCACAUACAUGAUCGCAGACAGGCAAUAUCAAAAAGCUCGAGAGUUGCUCGCUAAUCGGGAUUUCGAGCUGACCGGCGCGGUCAAUUUUGUUCAUCAAUGGAUCGACAUGUCUAAACAAGAGGUUUCGCUUGAAAAUGGUGAGACGGCCACGACAUGUCCGGCUGCCAUGGGCUAUGCGUUUGCUGCUGGGUGCACCGAUGGGCCAGGCGCUUUCAAUUUUAUGCAAGGAACUAACGAGUCAAAUGCCUUCUGGGACAUUGUGAGUGGGAUUUUGAAGGAUCCAAGUCCCGAGCAAGAGGCUUGUCACGCCCCCAAACCUAUUCUUUUGGACACCGGAGAGAUCACAUUUCCCUACCGCUGGCAUCCUGACAUUGUGGACACCCAAAUGAUGCAAUUGGGUGACCUAAUCAUUGGCGCCAUGCCCGGUGAAUUUACCACCAUGGCAGGCAGGCGGAUGAGAAAUACUAUCUAUAACGCGGCUGUGGACAAUGGGGCUUCUUCCGACACCAAAGUGGUUUUGGCCGGUCUUUGCAACGUGUACACGCAUUACAUCACCACUUUCGAGGAAUACCAACGACAGCGUUAUGAAGCUGCCUCCACCAUAUUUGGACCUCACACUCUCCGGGCCUAUCAACAACAGUACGGAGCACUGACCGCCAGCCUAGUUACGAACGAAGCUGUCCCGCAAUUGGAACCCCCGCCAAAUCUGCAUGAGGAUCAAAUCAGCUUGAUUCCUGGCGUCGAGGAUCAAUACCCUACAAAUGGAUUGACCUUUGGGGACUGCACUCUUCAACCUGAAAGCGAAGCCUCCGCAGGAGACACGGUGAAGGUGCGAUUCGUGUCUGGCAGUCUCAGGAGCGACUUGAAAGUGGGAGGAACUUACUUGAGAGUCGAGCGAGAACAGGACGGACAAUGGAUCACGGUUCACACCGAUGCCGAUUGGGAAACGAGGUUGUAUUGGGAGUCCGACGAUCCCAUCAACGGAGGCAAUAGUGUGGAGAUCUGGUGGCAAAUCCCAUCGGAUGUCCAAACUGGAGUGUAUCGCAUCACUUUUGAGAGUGCAUUCAAAGAUCCAGAGGAUGCCAUUGUCAAGCCAUUCGCUGGUCAAUCCAAUGAGUUUAACGUCGCAUAAAUGGAAUAAACACAAUCGGUGUUCAUUCGGUUCUCCGGCACAAGGUU
Messenger RNA from Tigriopus californicus, 2183 nucleotides. It is a transcript of the gene CDase, whose product is annotated as putative neutral ceramidase C. Gene Ontology annotation, cellular component: extracellular region. NCBI's taxonomy places the organism in Eukaryota, Metazoa, Arthropoda, Copepoda, Harpacticoida, Harpacticidae. The transcript has 10 exons. Gene Ontology annotation, biological process: long-chain fatty acid biosynthetic process; sphingosine biosynthetic process; ceramide catabolic process. Gene Ontology annotation, molecular function: N-acylsphingosine amidohydrolase activity. Bases 16 to 2136 code for a protein of 706 amino acids. The record is from RefSeq and is a predicted model, not a curated record.